UGCUUUGUCAAAGUGCUUCUUUGAAAUAUGCGUUUUGCUUUACCACUACACCUCCUCGGACCCUCGCUACUAUCGCGGGGUGUUCGAUUAGCUUUGAAGCCAUCGGCGCCGACUUUCACCGAUGGAGGUGGUUCCCCCAGGCCCAAGCUCUCCAGCAUUCCAUCUUUUCUACCCCAUGCACAAACAACAAUCCCACAGUAAGUGUGUCCCGCUGCGAACAAGUUGAUACUUGUCAGCAUGGCGUCCGUGGCAAUUGUUAGGCCACGAGUUUUUAUGGAUAUACAAAUCGGCACCGAACCUGCAGGACGACUAGUCAUCGAGCUCUUUGUCGACAAAGCUCCCAAGACAUGUGAGAACUUCCGUGCGUUAUGCACCAGCUCGAACCCGCCACUGUCGUAUCGGCUCUCACCGUUUCACCGAAUCAUCGAUGAAUUUAUGAUCCAGGGCGGGGAUAUAACAAAGGGAGAUGGCACCGGUGGUCAAUCAAUAUAUAGCGGUGAAUUCGAGGAUGAGAAUAUUGGAUGGCGCGAGAUUGACCGCGAGGGUCUCAUAUGCAUGGCCAACCGCGGCAAAAAUACAAAUACCAGUCAAUUCUUCAUAACACUAGUACCGUGCCCUCACCUGAAUACGAAGCAUACUGUCUUCGGGCAACUUGUGGCCGGCCAGCAAACUCUUGAGCGCAUGGCCAAAGUUUCUGUCGACAAGAACGACAGACCAUAUGAGGAUGUUUUGGUAGCAAGUUGUGGAGAAUUGGAACGACGCACGAAGGGCAAUAUUGCCUCUGCACCGGCCCCCAGCCGAGCAUCUGCUCAAGAAGACCAAAUGGACACAGGCACAGAAAAGGAAGAGCUCCGUCGUGGGCGAAAGCGGCGCAGACGGACACCAUCGCGGUCGCCUUCACGCAGCUCUCCGGGGUCUGGGUCUCAAACACCGCCUCGCCGUGAUAGACAUCGUCAUCACCACUCCGAGAGCCACCACAAUGGCCAUAGACAAACCCACGAACAAGAACGCGGGAAUCAAAAUUCGGGGUCCAAUUCCCGUUCUUCAUCUCCUUCUCGUACUAUAUCUAAACAGGACGAGGACAAGACACACGAAUCACGCCGCCGAAGCGACGACGCCCUGGAUUCAACAUUGCGCGGUCGACCUCGUCAACGCUCCUCAUCCGCACUCAUUCAGGCCGAAACGACAGAUGUAUCAUCCACAUUCGUUCCGUCAGGCCGAGAAACAUCAGUCCCUGAUCAGGGUAGCAGCCGCAGUCCUUCAAAACUCUCUCCCAUUCAUGCCCGCAGUUUAAAACUAGCACAAGAAGGGCAAAAAGGAGCAGGAGACCGGACUUAUAAUCGCAGCUCAAAACGCGACCACCACCAUCGAUCCUCCCGCGCUAAAGAAAAGCUUUUACAUAAACACGACAGCGAUCGCGACCGCGAGCGCAGGCACGAACGUUACCGCGUUCGCAGUGCUCGUCGCCGCAGCUCUUCACCUUCGCGCUCACGCUCUCCACGCUCUUCGUCUCGCUCGCCUCAUCUCCGACGCCGCGGCUCUCGGUCCCGCGGUCGCCACGGCCGUCGACGACGACAUUUUGACGAACACGAAUUCGAGCGAGAACGGCUAGACGAAGAACUCCUCCACCAUGAAGAAAGUCUGCGUGAGCGUGGUGAAGCUGCCGAGGGCCGCUACGAGGGCGUUAUCGAGCGCGAAUAUGAUGAUCAUGGUGGGAAUGAAGAUGAGCAGAUGCCGGACGCUGAGAGCACUGGACGGCCCGAUGAAAGGCACAACUACAAUGACGCACGAGACUAUCCUCGAGGACCUCGAGACCCUCAAGGAGGCCGUAGCCGAUAUCAUGAUCGAUGGUUCGGUAAUAAUACUACCGGCCGCUCAGGUGGCAGUGGUAAUUAUGCCAGGGCAAGUGAUGGCGGCAGGUUAUCUGGCCCAGCGAUGACUCCUGCAGGAUCAACAUCUGGGGAAAUCAAAUUCAAGGGAAGAGGAAGUAUGAAGUAUCGCGAGCGAAGGUGGUAAAAGUGGUUGUUAUCAUGAUUAUAGUGCGGGUUUCUGCUCAAAAAGUUCGCUUUCUCUCCUUUACUACGGGUCUCAGGAAACACCCAUUUUCACUUGCACUUUCACCCAAAACCCUUGCUCACACGGCGUACUCUUCUGAAAACUAUUGCUUGAUGAUUCCAUAUUGGCGGAUAUGAUAAAGAGUUGAUUGGUUCGAUCUUGCUACAUUUCACAAGACAAAUUGGGCGGCUUGUGUACUUCGAUUUUCAUAAGUUUCACAAGGAUGGAUAAUUAAGGGA
Messenger RNA from Xylona heveae TC161, 2294 nucleotides. RefSeq lists its product as hypothetical. NCBI's taxonomy places the organism in Eukaryota, Fungi, Ascomycota, Xylonomycetes, Xylonales, Xylonaceae. The record is from RefSeq and is a predicted model, not a curated record. Bases 238 to 2016 code for a protein of 592 amino acids. The transcript is spliced from 3 exons. Gene Ontology annotation, molecular function: peptidyl-prolyl cis-trans isomerase activity. Gene Ontology annotation, biological process: protein peptidyl-prolyl isomerization; protein folding.